UUCGAUCGACGUGACGGCAGAGUGAAAUCUGGCCGAUGGCGGCUGCAUUUCGGUGUUAAACGCGGAAAAAAAAUGUUCCACGGGAACUCGAGCUGGGGUGAUGCGUGAUACGGGUCAUAGUGUAGGUGGUGUGUUACCCGGUGUCAGAGGUGACAGCCGGCACACGGGAGAAGACAGGUAGAGUCGCGAAGCUCCUCGUCGGCGUCUGGCUGCUGCCGGAGAAGUAACACGCGAAGGCACUUCGCUCGCUGGCAGAAUGUAUUCGAGGUUUCUCCUUUGAAAUACAAUGACAAUUAUUAGCGCGUCGAUCGGUUUAAACCCGGCAAGAUAAUCUACGUGUUAACUGGUGAUACGGUGAAUGUCCAUUGGUCGAACUUUUAUUUAUCGCGGUGAAAAAUAAUGAGCGGCAGGAUUUCGAUGCGUUCGGACGAUUAACAGCCGGGUCAACCGGGUAGAGUCUCGACGCGGUAGUUAAUCGCCGUUUGUGAUCAACGACUCGUAUCAUCGUGGGUGCAUUGAUAUGAUCGUGUUAGCGACGAACGUGCAAUGAUCAUGAUUUACUUUAAAUUCUACCUUACGAAUUUACGGUGCGACUCGAAUACCAGACACUUGAAAAUUCUCGUGCCCCUAUUUCCGCUCUGGAUUAUUGGGGCUUUGUGCGUCAAGGACAUACCUAUAUCCCACAUCGUUGCCCAGGUCGGACACCCUACCUAUCUUCCGUGUGACAUAUCAACCACCCACGAAGGCGAUUUUGUACAUCUAGUGCUAUGGUACCGCGAAGAUCUCGGAACGUCGGUUUACAGCGUAGACGCGAGAGACCGGAACUUCGGAGUUGCCGAAAGAUGGUCCGACGACACCGUCUUCUCGAACAGGGCGACUUUCUUGCCCGACAAACAGCCGGCAGAACUUGGCGUCGAUCAUAUAAAAGAAGAGGAUGCUGGCAUUUACAGAUGUCGCGUGGAUUUUCAGAUCGGUCAGACCCGCAACUCCAAAGUCAAUUUAACGGUUAUCGUUCCGCCCCAGAAAAUCGUGAUACUGGACAACUUUGGGGCCGUGCAGAAUGAUCUGGUCGGACCUUACAUGCAAGAAGAGGAUUUACACUUGUUCUGCGACGUCUACGGCGGUAAACCAUCACCCACGGUUUCGUGGUACCACAACGAUAAGCUUGUAAAUAAUAAAAGUACCGUCAUACGAAAUGGCCUGAUACGGAGUGAAAUUCGUAUAAUGAAUUUGGGCAGGAACGACGUGCAUUCCAAGCUGACUUGCAAUGCAACGAAUAACAAUAUGUCGAUGCCGUUAUCCUCGACUGUCCGUGUGGACAUGAAAUUGGAACCACUAGAAGUUAACAUAAUCGAUGCCAAUCAGCCGCUGUCCGCUGGAAGGAAGUACGAUCUGUUAUGCAAAACGAGUGGAUCUCGACCGGCAGCCACUGUCACUUGGUGGCGCAAUGAUCAGCGAUUGGUGGACGCCAAGGAAACCAGAUCCAGCGACGGGAAUACAACUACAAGCAUUUUGUCAUUCAUGGCUACCGAAGCCGAUGCCGGCAAAAACUUAUCCUGCCGUGCGCAAAACCCGAUUAUGAGAACAGAACCAAUAGAACACCGUUGGACAUUAGAGAUACAGUACACACCUGAGACGCGAAUACAGCUGGGCACGUCCCUCAAUCCAGAUGACAUACGCGAGGGGGCAGAUGUUUACUUCGAUUGCCUAAUACGAGCCGAACCACCCGUUUACAAAGUAGAAUGGCGACAGCAGGGAAAAACUCUUAACCAUAAUAUUACACAAGGAAUAAUAAUAAGCAACCAGAGUUUAGUACUGCAAGGCGUCGACAGAAAGAGUGCCGGGAAUUAUACAUGCGUUGGCUACAAUACCGAGGGCGACGGGGAGAGCGCCCCUUUUUAUUUAAACGUUACGUUCGCACCUACUUGCAAAUCAAAUCAGACCAGGAUCCACGGUGUGGCAAAGCAGGAGAAGGCCAAUAUAAUGUGCAAGGUCGAUGCAAAUCCUUCCGAAGUGCAGUUUCGCUGGACCUUUAACAACUCGGCGGAAAGUAUCGACGUUGCCGCUGGGCACAUAGCGAUGGCUGGCACCUCCUCAAUCGUUUCCUACACCCCCAUGACGGAAUUGGAUUACGGCACUCUUCUCUGCUGGGCGACAAAUAGCAUCGGACAUCAGCGCGUUCCUUGCGUUUAUCACAUCAUUCCCGCAGGUCGACCCGAUAUGGUUCACAAUUGCACGACAUCCAACACCUCCUCCAACUCCUUCUCGGUACAGUGCACGGAGGGUUUUAACGGAGGCUUAACGCAGUCGUUCCUCCUCGAGGUGAGAGAGAGCAACAGCCAGGAACUGCGAGCUAAUCUGACGUCACCGGUUCCGCGAUUCAGCGUGACUCAUCUUGAAUCCGGGGCGUUAUAUCAGGCAUGCAUAUACGCGUACAAUGAUAAAGGACGCAGCGAAGCAAUGGUGGUGCAAGCAGGUACAUUGCGUCAGCCAGAGAAACAACUGACAUCCGAGUCAGAUCGUCCCCGUCAACACAUGAAACUAACGCCAAUGCUAAGCGUCAUGAUAGGAGUUUUCGCAGCUCUCGUUAUAGUGGCAGUGAUAGUAAUGAUAGUGCUGCGCAUUCAACACUCUCACGUCGAUGACCAAGGCAAGUCCCACGUGGAGGAUCUCGGGAAGCCGACGAAAGCAAUUCCCAUUCAGAGGGAAUUGAGAUUCCGUGAGAGCAGCAGCUUAUUGGCAGAGGAGAAGCUACCCGGCAGUCCGUUUAGGAAGCUGGACACGAGCGGAGAUGCGAAUGAGAGCGAUGAGAAGAAUCCGGACAUCAUACCGCAGCAAAUCAGUGCUGGUGACGAGCCGUCCGAGUAUCUUCGAAAAAGACGACUUGUCUCGACAAUAGAGACAUCGCCCUCGAGAAAUCUUUUAAAGCAUCCGACUGUUACUGCCGUCGGCGGACAUGGCAAUUACGUCGGCUAUUGCACCAUUCGCAACGGGAUGCCACUGCACGAGCUAUCGAACUUAACGUCCAAGCAUAAAAGCUGCAUACCCGUGAACGCCAUGAGCUCUCAGUUUCAACCGAUGGUCAGUGAAGUGUACGAUGGCGGAAUUUGCACUUUACCCAGGCAACACUGGCCGAAUCAAAGUGUUCAGUCAAUGACAAUGACCCCGCCGAUUUUGUACGCUGGAUUGGGUGUGGUGAACAGGACUUGCCCUGGUGGUACGGUCCUGCCAAAGGAAGUCGAGGCCAGACUGGCUGGUCAAUGUUGCAUUCAGUCGCAUAAAGACACGACGAUAGGUACGCCGCUUGUGACGGCCAAGAGGGAGAGUUCUGUGUGACGCUGUUAUCCCAGACAGAACUAUAUGCUGCGACUACGUCGUCGUUGAGUGUUAAGGAUAUUGAUUUUCAUUAUUUUUUUUUUUUUUUUUUUUUUUUUUUUUUUUUUUUUUUUUUUUUUUUUUUUUUU
Molecule: messenger RNA, 3464 nt
Organism: Cephus cinctus (wheat stem sawfly)
Lineage: Eukaryota; Metazoa; Arthropoda; Insecta; Hymenoptera; Cephidae
Product: protein turtle homolog A
Exons: 14
Coding region: 547-3336 (929 amino acids)
Molecular function (GO): protein binding
Source: RefSeq, a predicted model, not a curated record